ACCGCGGAGAGCGCCCCGCGCCGCGCCGGGCCGGGCCCGCAUGGGGCCGCGCUGAGCCGGGCGGCCCCGGGCGGCGGCGGCGGGGAGCGGGCGGGCGGGCCCGGCGGGCUCCGGGCCGCCCGUGGAUGAGCACCAUGCGGCUGCUGCUGCUCGCCCUGCUCUUCUCCUCCUCUUUCGCCCGAGCCGGCUGCGACCCCAAGAUCGUCAACAUCGGCGCGGUGCUGAGCACCAAGAAGCACGAGCAGAUCUUCCGCGAGGCGGUGAACCAGGCUAACAAGCGGCACGGCACCUGGAAGCUCCAGCUCAACGCCACCUCGGUCACGCACAAGCCCAACGCCAUCCAGAUGGCCCUCUCCGUCUGCGAGGACCUCAUCUCCAGCCAGGUCUAUGCAAUAUUAGUUAGUCACCCUCCUGCUCCCAACGAUCACCUAACACCAACACCCGUAUCAUACACAGCUGGCUUCUACAGGAUUCCUGUCAUUGGUCUGACAACACGCAUGUCUAUAUAUUCUGAUAAGAGCAUCCACCUGUCCUUUUUGCGCACGGUGCCACCAUACUCUCACCAGGCCAACGUCUGGUUUGAGAUGAUGAGAGUCUUCAACUGGAAUCACGUCAUUCUGAUAGUCAGUGACGACCAUGAAGGUCGUGCUGCACAAAAGAAGCUGGAGACCCUCCUGGAGGAGAAAGAGUCCAAGGCUGAGAAAGUGCUUCAGUUUGACCCUGGAACCAAAAAUGUGACGUCGCUGCUGCUGGAGGCCAAGGAGCUGGAGGCUCGUGUCAUCAUCCUUUCGGCCAGUGAGGAUGAUGCAGCCACGGUGUACAGAUCAGCGGCCAUGCUCAAUAUGACGGGCUCCGGCUACGUGUGGCUGGUGGGGGAACGGGAGAUAUCGGGCAAUGCCCUGCGUUAUGCCCCUGAUGGAGUGAUCGGUUUGCAGCUCAUCAAUGGGAAGAAUGAGUCAGCCCACAUCAGUGACGCUGUCGCGGUGGUGGCCCAGGCCGUGCACGACUUGUUUGAGAAGGAGAAUAUAACAGACCCACCACGGGGCUGCGUGGGCAACACCAACAUCUGGAAGACAGGACCCCUUUUCAAGAGGGUGCUGAUGUCCUCCAAGUACUCAGAGGGUGUCACUGGACGGGUGGAGUUCAAUGAGGACGGGGACAGGAAGUUUGCCAACUACAGCAUCAUGAACCUGCAGAAUCGGAAACUGGUCCAGGUUGGGAUUUACAACGGCAGCCAUGUCUUGACCAAUGACCGGAAGAUUAUCUGGCCAGGGGGAGAAACUGAGAAACCUCAAGGCUAUCAGAUGUCGACUAAGUUGAAGAUCGUGACCAUCCACCAAGAGCCCUUUGUGUAUGUGAAGCCCACACAAGCAGAUGGGACAUGCAGGGAGGAAUUCACCAUCAAUGGAGACCCUGUGAAAAAAGUCUUUUGCACUGGACCCAACGAGACCAUCCCAGGCCGCCCCACCGUGGCACUAUGCUGCUACGGCUUCUGCAUCGACCUGCUCAUCCGGCUGGCGGGGGUGAUGAACUUCACCUACGAGGUUCACCUGGUGGCUGACGGUAAAUUUGGUACCCAAGAGCGGGUUAACAACAGCAACAAGAAGGAGUGGAACGGGAUGAUGGGAGAGUUGCUGAGUGGCCAAGCGGACAUGAUUGUGGCUCCUCUCACCAUCAACAAUGAGCGGGCACAGUACAUUGAGUUCUCCAAGCCCUUCAAGUACCAGGGUCUCACCAUCCUUGUGAAGAAGGAAAUCCCCCGCAGCACCCUGGACUCAUUCAUGCAGCCUUUCCAGAGCACGCUGUGGCUGCUGGUGGGGCUGUCUGUGCACGUGGUGGCAGUGAUGUUGUACCUCUUAGACCGAUUCAGCCCGUUUGGCCGGUUCAAAGUGAACAGCGAGGAGGAGGAGGAAGAUGCCCUGACCCUCUCCUCAGCCAUGUGGUUCUCCUGGGGAGUGCUGCUGAACUCCGGCAUCGGAGAAGGUGCUCCCCGGAGUUUCUCUGCUCGUAUUCUUGGCAUGGUGUGGGCUGGCUUUGCUAUGAUCAUUGUGGCUUCAUACACUGCCAACCUGGCAGCCUUCCUGGUGUUAGACCGGCCUGAGGAGAGAAUUACGGGCAUCAACGACCCCCGGCUGCGCAACCCCUCUGAUAAGUUCAUCUACGCCACGGUGAAGCAGAGCUCGGUGGACAUCUACUUCCGACGGCAGGUGGAGCUGAGCACCAUGUACCGGCACAUGGAGAAGCACAACUACGAGAGCGCCGCGGAAGCCAUCCAGGCAGUGAGGGACAACAAGCUCCACGCUUUCAUCUGGGACUCAGCGGUGCUGGAGUUCGAGGCCUCUCAGAAGUGUGACCUGGUGACAACAGGGGAGCUUUUCUUCCGCUCCGGCUUUGGGAUCGGGAUGCGCAAGGACAGCCCGUGGAAGCAGAACGUCUCCCUGGCCAUCCUCAAGUCCCACGAGAACGGCUUCAUGGAGGAUUUGGACAAGACUUGGGUGAGGUAUCAGGAGUGUGAUUCCCGUAGCAAUGCCCCAGCAACACUCACCUUUGAAAAUAUGGCAGGUGUGUUUAUGCUGGUGGCUGGAGGUAUUGUUGCCGGGAUAUUUUUAAUAUUCAUAGAAAUAGCUUACAAAAGGCAUAAGGACGCGCGGAGGAAGCAGAUGCAGCUGGCGUUUGCAGCCGUUAAUGUGUGGAGGAAAAACCUGCAGCAAUAUCAUCCCACCGACAUCACUGGCCAGCUCAACCUCUCCGACCCCUCAGUCAGCACUGUGGUGUGACCUUCUCCCCAAGGGCCAUCAGUCCUUGCCCAACACAGUCGGAAGGCACAGCCGGGACUGCCUUUCAAGGGACACUGAUGGGUUCUUCUGGGUGAGAUGGGAGGAAAGCAUCCUUCAUCCAUACACAGUGACUUCAUUGUAUAUCUCUCUUCCCAGGCCUGCUGCCAUGCUCCUGCCCCAGAAAGCACGGCAGAACCAGGACAUGGUUUGGACUUCACUGUACAGAGAAAAUUGCUCCCAACCAGUGCUGUUGAGAAUCAGUAUUGUCACUGACUGGCUAUGUGCAAGGGGAAAGGACUUUGAAAGGCACAUGGUGCCUGCUCUCCUACGCCAGUGGGGAAGAGGUGGUGCCAGGCUACAAACAUGUGCUCCACUUUGCAGGCUUCAGGCUUCUCAGCACAUCUACGGCCCCUCAGACGUGUGCUCCAUGUCUCCCACCACCCCGGAGGGCUCCAGUGUGACGUGCUCGUGGUCCUGAGUGGCUGAAGCAGCCAGCGCGGUUCGGCAGGUUGGACACAUGUUCCUGCUGUGCUGAGCAGGGACUGGAAGAUGUGUGCUCUGUUCCUCUCUGGGGGAUGAACCCCCCUGUUCCUCCCUUCCAUCAGCCUGUGCUCAAGGCUCAUGACUACAACUCGGCUCCUGUACAUGGUCUGUUUGUGACAGGAGAGCUCCCAGCCCUGCAGCCCACGCUCCUGUGCUAAGUGUGGUACUCUGGAGGUCAUAACAUACUGUCAGCCAAGAUUCUGGCUCCCCAUGUGUCCUCUCCUGCACAGAAGACAUCCCCAAGGCCUGGCCAUGGCCAGCAUGUAGCUCUCACACCAUGGCUCUCCUGGCCAGGAACAUCUCCAUGGGGAAUGGCUCUGGGCAGUUGCAUCGACUUCUAAACAAGCUCCACACUGCCUCAGCACCAGCAAUGCAAGGAGAGAUGCUGCUGCCCGGCCGUGGUUUGCCAUGUACUGCUGUCUCUGCAGGGGCCACCCAGCCUGCCUGCAGCGUUGGGGAUCACAGCAGGUGCUGGCAGCCUCUCUGCCUCACUCACCUGAGGUACGAGCUUGCCAGCAUCUCCUGCAGCAGCCCUGCAGCUCCUGUGGCUGCACCUGCCUGACCCUGGAGGCAUGGAAACCAGACCCCAGCUCCAGAGAUGGGAACCAAAUGAGAUGGGCUGAUGCUGUUACUCCCCACACCUUCCUCCCCUCAAGCCUGUGUGCCCAUGUGCCAGCAUCCCUGAGCACCCUCCCCGUGGAUGCUGCGAGCAGGUGUGGAUACAUCAGAUUCGGGGAAGCAUCUGGUAACGGCCAGGCUGGUGAUGAGCAGCUGCAGCAUGUGCACGGGCAACAUCACAUCCUGCCUCCUGCAAAGGCACAAAACUCACCUGCAAGGUGAUACCAAGCCCCAGCAGCAUGAACUGCCUUCUCCUUGCCCCAGACAAGCAGAAGGGGCUUCUCCCUGAGGGUCUGCAGCCUUUGCAGGCAGGAUUUUCAGAUGGCAGCUGAGGUCUGUGAGCAUCAUCCCACUGACUGCAGUGGCUCCAUCAAGUUCAUCUUGCUUCAGCUGAGAAAUCGGACCCAUUAUACUUUAUAUGUCAGUGUAACAUUAAUACGAAGUUUUUGCAAGAGCUCAGUAAAGUCUAGACUGGAUCAUGAA
Messenger RNA from Columba livia (rock pigeon), 4421 nucleotides. RefSeq names its product glutamate ionotropic receptor NMDA type subunit 1 (gene GRIN1). Gene Ontology annotation, molecular function: NMDA glutamate receptor activity. The record is from RefSeq and is a predicted model, not a curated record. Gene Ontology annotation, biological process: monoatomic ion transport; ionotropic glutamate receptor signaling pathway; chemical synaptic transmission. Gene Ontology annotation, cellular component: synapse; NMDA selective glutamate receptor complex; neuron projection. The coding region runs from base 126 to 2777 and encodes 883 amino acids. The transcript is spliced from 19 exons. NCBI's taxonomy places the organism in Eukaryota, Metazoa, Chordata, Aves, Columbiformes, Columbidae.